GUCUAUAGGAUGUCCCCAAGGGAGUUAGAGGAGCUGCGUAAGCAGUUGGACGAACUCCUCGAAAAGGGUUGGAUUAGGCCCACUUCAUCUCCUUUCGGAGCACCAGUUUUGUUUGUCCCCCAAAAGGAAGGAGAGUUACGAAUGUGCAUAAACUAUAGGGGUCUAAAUGCCAUCACAGUAAAGAAUGCUGAGACACUGCCCAGGAUAGACAAUCUCUUAGAUCGAGUGCAGAGCUGUAGACAUUUUUCGAUGAUCGAUUUGAAGUCCGGAUAUCAUCAAAUAGAGGUCUUGGAGAAGCUGAAAGAGGCUAACUUCAAGAUCAAUGCAAAGAAGUGCGAGUGGGCCAAGACAGAAGUCUUGUACUUGGGCCAUGUUUUAGAUGAAGAUGGCAUUAAGCCUGAGGACAGCAAGAUAGCGGCGAUCAGAGCUUGGCCGACGCCCCGCACGUUGACUGAGUUGCGGUCGUUCCUAGGCCUAGCUAACUACUAUAGGAAGUUUGCGAGGAACUUCUCGAUUAUCGUCAUUCCCCUUCGCAGGUUGCUCAAGAAAGAGGCAAUCUGGCAAUGGGAUAAAGACUGUACGUUUGCGCUAAAGAAAUUAAAGCGCGCGUUAAUAGAGUAUCUUGUCCUCAAAGUAGCAGAUCCGUCUUUGUCAUUUGUCGUCACCACGGAUGCGAGUCGGUAUGGUAUAGGCGCCGUGUUACAGCAGGACGACGACAAUGGCUACAAACCCGUAGAGUUCAUGUCAACGAGGAUGCCCUCAGAAAAGGAUUGUUAUUAUUGUGGAAUUCGAAAGCACAAAGAGGGAGUUCAUCGUUACACGAUACCGAAGGAGGAUGUCGUGUCUGUGGCCAUGUGGGCAUUUGAUCACAAGUAUGGAACUCUGAUGCUGCAAGCUGGACAACUGAAUUCGCCGCAGAGGAUGGAGUACCUUGUGGACUUGAUCAGAGAGAUAAGGAGGAAAACGAUUGCAAAAGACCUGGAGCAGAGAAGGGCAAGGGGUGUGAAUACUGAUCGGCUCAAGGCCACGGAAUUGGGACUGUGUGUAGCGUUGUCAGUUGGGGAGCUUUCGGAAGAGACUUACAAAAGGCUGUAUGAUGCUGGAGCCUCAAGGUACCUGCUCAGGAUUGAAACCUCAAAUCCUGAGCUGUUUUCAGAUUUGCAUCCUGGCGAUCAGAUGUUUGAGAAGCGGCUCAAAUGCCUGCGAACAGCCAAGAGGGCUGGGUUCCAGAUUGGGACAGGUGUGAUGAUUGGCUUGCCAGGACAGACACUCAGAGACCUUGCCAAUGAUAUUGUAUUCUUCCGUCAAGAGGAAGCAGAUAUGGUGAGUGCCAAAGGCUGGGUGCGGUGCAAGGGGUGGCUGGAACCUCGCAAACACAAUGGAGGCCACUCUGUGCCACACUUCCGUCCACUUGACACCGGAUUGCAGACCAUUUUCUGGGACGUUCUUGAGCGCGGCGCUCGUGUCCAACAUGGGAACAGAUCUAGGAGGGCACAUUCAUUUCCUGCUAUGCCUCAUGUCCUGGACAACAUGGCUGAGACCCGAAAAGGGACGAUUACUGCCCCCUAUACCGCUAAGGAGCAAGAGAAAAUGGCCGCCUUAGUGAAAGAAAAUAGGGAGAGAAAAGAGCGUGAAAAGCAGGCGAAGUUAAAGGCGAUUGCGGAGGAACAGGCGACGAAGAUGAAAGAGAUAGGGGAGGAGAUGGAGAAAAAGAAGAAGGCUGCUGAAAAAGAAGUGGCAGCAGAAGAAGAGAAAGAGAGGAUGAGAACUGAGAGUAGAGAAGGGAGUAGUGGCACGAAGGAGGAUAAAGAUGCAGAGAUGGAGAAGAAAAUAAGUGAGUGGGUUGCUAACUUAUCGUUGGGUGAAGAUGAGGAGGCGCAAAUGUAUGUGCCAGAGGAAGAGAAAGAGGCGUUUGCCAGGGCCCUCGCAGUGAUUGGGGACCCCCUUGAACGUCAAGAAGCCGAGGAGGAGAAGAGAUUGGAAUGGAAGUUGAGGAUGAAGAGGGAGAAGAAGAGGAGGGAGGAAGCUAACUGGUUGACCGCAGAAGUGGAAAAGGUCUUGGAGAAGUUUCGAGAGGCUAACUUCAAGAUCAACUCGAAGAAAUGCGAGUGGGCCAAGACACAAGUCUUGUACUUGGGCCACGUAUUAGACGGAGAUGGCAUUAAGCCAGAGGACAGUAAGAUAGCGGCGAUUAGAGAUUGGCCGACGCCCCGCACAUUGACAGAGUUGCCGUCGUUCGUAGGCCUAGCUAACUACUACAGGAAGUUCGUGAGGAACUUACCCACUAUCGCCGCUCCCUUGCGCAGAUUGCUGAAGAAAGAGGCAAUCUGGCAAUGGGACAAAGACUGUACGUCUGCGGUCAAGAAGUUAAAGCGCGCGUUAAUAGAGUAUCCUGUCCUCAAAGUUGCAGAUCCGUCUUUGCCAUUUGUCGUCACCACGGACGCGAGUCAGUAUGGGAUAGGCGCCGUGUUGCAGCAAGACGACGACAAUGGCUAUAGACCCGUAGAGUUCAUGUCAGCGAGGAUGCCCUGUGAGAAGACCCAUAGUGGGAAAGACACUAGCCCCUACAGUGAGGAGCAGCAAGAGAAAAUGGUCGCCUUAGUGAGAGAAAACAAGGAGAGGAAGGAGCUUGAGAAGCAAGCGAAGCUAAAGGCUAUCGCAGAGGAACACGCGGCGAAGAUGAAGAGAUUGGAGGAGGAGAUGAAGAGGAUUCAGCAGGAGGAGGAAGAAGUUGCUGAAGCAGAAUUUGUCAUCGUGUACCUCGAUGACAUACUUAUUUUAAGUAAGACUGUCGAGGAGCACGUCGUGCACUUGGACAAACUCCUGAGCCUUCUGCGACAGCACAAGUGCAAGAUCAACGGUGAGAAGCGCGAGUUUGGCCGCACCCGUGUCGUGUACUUAGGUUAUGAGAUUUUCGCGGAGGGAUUGAAGCCCGAUGACGCGAAGGUGGCCAACAUUCGUGACUGGCCGCGUCCUCAAUCUGUGAUUGAGAUGAGAUCUUUCUUAGGGAUGACCAGCUACUGUCGCAAUUUCAUGAAGAACUAUAGCAUAGUUGCCACCCCUUUGAUUGAUCUGACCCGCCUUGACACCCCAUGGGAGUGGACUGAGACAUGCGAGGCUGCUUUCAGACAUCUGAAGCAUGCGUUGAGGCAUUACGAGGUCUUGAAACUUCCUGAUCCUGACAAGCCAUUUAUAGUAACUACGGAUGCUAGCCAAUAUGGCAUAGGCGCUGUACUUGCACAACAGGAGGGGAAAAAGUUGAGGCCAAUUGAGUACAUGUCCAAGAAAAUGCCGUCUCAGAAGUUGGCUAAGUCCACCUAUGAGAAGGAACUAUUUGCGGUUUACAAGGCUCUGACCCAUUGGAGGCACUACCUCCUUGGGAGGUUCUUCAUCCUCAGGACUGAUCAUCAGACCCUGAGAUGGAUGAGAACUCGGGCUGUACUCUCGGACACUCUCAAGCAUUGGAUCGAAGUCGUAGAGCAGUAUGACUUCGAGCCCGAGUACAUCAAGGGUGAGUACAACAAGGUUGUUGACGCCUUGUCCCGUAGACCUGAUUUCUCAGGUGCGCUGAUUACUGAGUUCAAUCUUGCGGACAAUGUUACUCAGCCGUUGGUGGAAGCCUAUCGCGAGGACCCGUUUAUGGCCGAGAUCAUACGCAGACUCGAGGCGAAGGACAAAGGGACUUCUCCCGAGUUUGAGUUGGUCUGUCAGAGUGACAAGCCACGUACUCAAGCUCCUCUUGGGCUUCUGAAGCCCCUUCCGAUUACGGAAAGGCCUGGUGAGAGCCUGUCCAUGGACUUCAUGGAUACGCUGGUCACCAACAAGAGUGGAAUGCGCUACAUCUACGUCAUUGUGGAUAGGUUUAGCAAGUUUGCUAGGUUAGUUGCUAUGUCGGCAACAACUAACACGGAGUAUGUAAUUAAAAUGUUUAAGGAGAAUCGGGUAAGAGACUUUGGAUUGCCAAAGUUUAUUGUUAGCGACCGGGACGUGCAAUUUACCAGCGAAUUGUGGAAAGCAGCAGCUGCAGAGCAAGGCAUGCAACUGCAGAUGACAUCAGGCAAUCAUCCCGAGGCAAACGGGCAGGCUGAACAAAUGAACCGCGCUGUACAACACCUGCUAAGGCAUUACAUCAAGCCAAAUCAGGUAGAUUGGGAUAAGAAACUGACCCUCAUCGCCAGUUUGUACAAUAAUGUUGUGCACAGUGCAACCGGAGUCAGUCCUAACAGCUUGCUACCGACCUUCACACCCGUACUGCCUUUAGACUUUCUACUACCUGACAAUCAGCCGACUGCUGCACCAGGGACUUGAUGCAGCAGGCUGUUGAGCAGAUGCACAAAGCACAGGCGACGACGAUAGAGUCUGAGAACAAACACCGCCGCCCAUC
This is a messenger RNA of Chara braunii, 4384 nucleotides long. The record is from the annotation of a GenBank genome assembly. NCBI's taxonomy places the organism in Eukaryota, Viridiplantae, Streptophyta, Charophyceae, Charales, Characeae.